Molecule: messenger RNA, 1767 nt
Organism: Tympanuchus pallidicinctus (lesser prairie-chicken)
Lineage: Eukaryota; Metazoa; Chordata; Aves; Galliformes; Phasianidae
Gene: MED31
Product: mediator complex subunit 31
Exons: 4
Coding region: 131-508 (125 amino acids)
Biological process (GO): regulation of transcription by RNA polymerase II
Cellular component (GO): mediator complex; core mediator complex
Molecular function (GO): transcription coregulator activity
Source: RefSeq, a predicted model, not a curated record
CGUUGCCAGGAGACGCCGCCGCCUUCCCAGCUCACCCCGCUGCACCGCCCUCCGGGCUUCCGUCUGCCGACAGCGGGCGUUCCCGCCGCCAUAUUGAGCCCGGGCGGGGGGCGCAGCCCGGCUGGCCGCCAUGGACACAGAUGAUACAGGAAAUCGACUUCGGUUCCAGCUGGAGUUGGAGUUUGUUCAGUGCCUAGCAAAUCCCAAUUAUCUCAACUUUCUUGCACAAAGAGGAUACUUCAAAGACAAAGCUUUUGUAAACUAUCUUAAAUAUUUACUGUAUUGGAAAGAACCUGAAUAUGCAAAAUACUUGAAGUAUCCUCAGUGUUUGCAUAUGUUAGAGCUGCUCCAGUAUGAACACUUUCGCAAAGAACUGGUAAAUGCUCAGUGUGCAAAGUUUAUUGAUGAGCAGCAGAUUCUUCACUGGCAGCACUAUUCACGGAAGAGAAUGCGCCUGCAGCAAGCACUAGCAGAGCAGCAGCAACAAAACAACACCUCUGUAAAAUGAAAAGCACUUGGAAGAGCGAUGAUAAUGUAUACUUCGCAUUAAUCCAAGUAUUUACAAGAAAGGAAUGAAGUCUUUUGUCUUUUGUAGGUUUUGCUGUGUGUAUACACUUAAUGUGUGAUGUCAAGUGACUUUGUCUUUCACCAGCUUGUAACAUGUUUCAGUCUCCUAUUGUAAAAAUCUACUGCCAUUUCUUUUGUAGCAUGGGCAAUCUUGUUAAGAGUAUUACUUACGGUAUUUGUUCCUUUUGAAAACCAAGCCUAAUUUUUGAGGGCACUGACAUUGUUGUAUCAACAAAAAACGUAGUUCAGAAGUUUCUACAGUGCAGGCAUGUUUUGUGGAGAACAAUGAUAUGUCUCCGAGCGUCGUGACUACGAUGUACUGCUCUUUAUGAGCAAAGCUGAAGUGAUUAUGGCUGUUGCACAAAAUUGAAUUUGUAAUUUUCUGCCUGGAAAUGAAGCUGAGCUAUUACUUGUCCAUUCUGUUUACUUGCUUUCUUUGAGGGUGUGGGCAGGGGUGUCUUAAGAAUUCUCUUCACAAUGUAUUUUAGAGACAAAAAAAUGAAGUGUGAAGAGAUAAGGACUACCAGAGUGGAGCAAAGAUGGGUAAUGAGAAACUUUAGUGGAACAGAGCUAUGGCCUGUUUUCUUAGGUUCUGUUACAAAGAAGUUGUAAACACUUGCAAAAUUGGAGAAACAUUUAUCAUGCCUUCUUGUAUAGCUGUUAGGUUGUUGUUUUUUUCUGUAAGAAUGUAGAUCACGGCAGCUGUGAAGGAUUUCAUUUUCAUAUUUUAGAUUGUGUUCAUGCUGUAUUCACAUUGUAUUUCAUAUUCUUGUAGGAGUAGGUGCAGCAGCACAGUGACAGGGAGACUGCUGGCCCUCACCUCAUCAUACUUGGUGCUGAACAGAUCAGCCAUUAAACAUUAUAUUAAAAACUUAUCUUGACAGCUUCAGCAGUUGCAUAAAAUUAGCUUCAGGAAGAAAAAGUAUUUUCUUCUACCGCUCUUCUCCACCUCCCCCUCAUCGACUAUUAAAAGGUCUAACUUAGUCAUUAAGUAUUACUGUUAAGUAAAAGUAGGCUACCACCUUGGUUUGCAUUUUGAGCUUGGUUUCUUUGUAAAGAGACUUGGCAGACUAAAAUUUAUUUCAACGAAGAAAAGAAAACUUUUUUGUUGCAAGACUUUAGUGAAAAGGUUUGAACCUAGAAUUUAAUGACAUUCAUCUUGAUUAGACAAAAGUAAUUUACCAUGACAGUUUGGGGGGG